Aspergillus calidoustus is the source of this 330-nucleotide messenger RNA. NCBI's taxonomy places the organism in Eukaryota, Fungi, Ascomycota, Eurotiomycetes, Eurotiales, Aspergillaceae. The record is from the annotation of a GenBank genome assembly.
AUGGGUGUUACAGUCGAGACCAUUUCUGCCGGUGACGGUGCCACCUUCCCCCAGAAGGGCGACGUUGUGACCAUCCACUACGUUGGAACUCUUGAGUCCGACGGGUCGAAGUUCGACAGCUCCCGCGACCGCAAAGACCCUUUCGUUACAAAGAUCGGUGUCGGCAAGGUCAUCAAGGGCUGGGAUGAGGGUGUUCCCCAGCUCAGCCUCGGCCAGAAGGCUGUCCUGACCUGCACUCCUGACUAUGCCUACGGUGCUCGUGGCUUCCCUCCCGUCAUUCCCCCCAACUCGACUCUGAAGUUCGAGGUCGAGCUCCUCAAGAUCAACUAA